Molecule: messenger RNA, 548 nt
Organism: Porites lobata
Lineage: Eukaryota; Metazoa; Cnidaria; Anthozoa; Scleractinia; Poritidae
Source: the annotation of a GenBank genome assembly
UGCGAUAAUGAUAAAAGAUAUCCUGACCUUGCUUUUGUCAGAUCACAUGUGGAGAAUUUAGUAUAUCACAAGUGGCCAACCGACCCUAAACUUGCCGAAAUAUGGCGAAAACAAGUGGCGAAGACUCGAAGUGAUCCCUUCAAUCCUUCCCUGGUGCUAGUGGGACUUUCGUGUGUUCAAAUCAUUUCCCAUGUGGACGAAGAACUCCUGAAAACCCUAAAACGGAUUUUCCGUCUAUUUUUUAUGACUGUUUCGGAUUACCUGCAGAAAAAAUCACCCAAGAAAAGGAAAGCGAACAAGUUACAAGAAGCUGGUUCUGCAAGAAGCCUGUUCCCUAGCUCCAAGGAGUCAAAGCAGGAUCCUGAGGAGAGUGAUAGUGAUGAUGAAGAAAUGGAAGCAGAUGCAGAUUACCCGUUUCAGUUCCAAUGCAAUUCGAACAGUUGACAAGAGAAAUGGAAGUAAAAGUCUACACAGGUCUGCCAUCACCGAAAGCAUUCGAGUUCUUGUUCGAUUAUUUGAGCCCAAAGGCUCGGUUUAUGCAAUAUUGA